GCGAUAUCCUGGGGUACCCUUACUCGGUUCUGUUUUCUCCAUUCUUCAGUCCUCUGGUUUGUGCACGAAGUCUUCCGGUGUCACUCCUUGUUAUCUUGCACGAAAAGGUCCCCUCAGACGUCGUCAGUGAGAGCUCUUGAUAUUUUUGACACACGUGUGUCUCCACCAACUCCGAUCACCACUGCUUCAUAUCUCUCGGCUUAGUGCCCUUGUCAGGAUGGGCUCCAUUGGCUACAAAGUCACAGGCGAUGAUUACGCCCAUCCUUUGAUUUCAGAACGGGCGAUUGACGAACCGAGGCCGUUGAAGGUCAUCUAUGUCGGCGCCGGUGUAUCAGGGAUAUGCGCCGCAAUCCAAUUCCCCAAGGCUGUCCCCAACCUAGAGCUUGCCAUCUAUGAGAAGAAUGCAGAUGUGGGUGGGACGUGGUUCGAGAAUAGAUAUCCAGGCUGCGCUUGCGAUAUUCCCGCACAUUCGUACCAGUUGAGUUUCGAGUCGAACGUGGAAUGGAGCAAGUUCUAUGCCGGAGCGCCGGAAAUCUUGGAGUAUUGGCGGAAAGUGGCCGAUAAGUACGAUAUCCGAAAGUACAUGAAAUUCAACCAGAAAUGCAUAGAAGCUAGAUGGAACGAGGAAACAUGCAAAUGGCAUGCCAAGUUCCAGAAAGUGGGCUCGGAUGAGAUUAUCGAGGAUGUUGGCGACGUCUUUAUGACGGGCAGUGGGGUGUUAAACGAAUGGAAGUGGCCCGAUAUCAAAGGACUGCAUGAUUUCAGAGGCAAACUGAUGCACAGCGCGAAUUGGGACACUAGCUAUGAUGCAACGGGUCAAAGCAUUGCCGUCAUUGGUGCGGGCUCGAGUGGCAUCCAGAUUGUUCCAACUCUGCAACCCAAGGUCAAGUCUAUGGACUGCUACAUCCGUGGGCGUACAUGGAUUGCUGCGACUUUCGGCAAUGAGCUUGUGCGGGAACGAAACGACGGACAAGACGGCAAUUUCGAAUACACCAAAGAAGAAGUGGAAAAUUGGAAGAAGGAUCCAGAGUCAUACAUCAAGUACCGGAAAGCACUCGAAGUUGGAAUGCAAGGCAACUUUGCUCUAACCCAUCGCGGAACGAAAGAGCACGAGGGAGCAACGGUCCAAUUCAAAGAGGACAUGGGCAAGCGGCUCGCUAAGAAGAAGGAGAUUGCUGACCAUCUGAUCCCGGACUUUCCGCCGCUUUGCAAACGUCUUACUCCAGGACCUGGCUACCUUGAGGCGUUGACAGCGGACAAUGUCAAUGUUGUGUAUGAGAAGAUAUCUCACGUCGACGAGACGGGCAUUACGACUACCGACGGCAAGCACCGGCCUGUCGACACAAUCAUAUGUGCGACAGGCUUUGACACUUCGUUCCAAGGCCGGUUCCCGAUCUAUGGUCGUGGAGGGGUCAAUCUUCAAGACCGAUACAAAGUCCGGCCAGAGACGUAUCUGACCGUCACUGUCGACAAGUUCCCCAACUUCUUCCAGUCUUUGGGUCCCAAUGCAGGUGUGGGCAAUGGCAAUCUGUUGAUCAUUGCUGAAGCUAUCGCACUGUAUGUGGCCCAAAUCUUGCAGCGAUUGGCUCAAGGGAACGUCAAGACCAUUGAGCCGAAAAGAACGCAAGUCGAAAACUUUACGAAUUACUGCGAUGCCUACUUCAAGCGGACAGUGUUCUCCGCUACUUGUGGUUCAUGGUAUAAGUCUGCACCGCCCAAUGCAACACCAGAGGAGCGAAAGAGGGGGCGAGUUACGGCUCUUUGGCCUGGUAGCAGUAUACAUGCGAUCAAAGCGCUCGAGAGGGUGAGGUUCGAUGAUUUUGAGAUGACGACAGUGGAUGGGAAUGAAUUUGGAUGGUUUGGAGAUGGAUGGGCAGUUGCAGAAAGGUCAGGCCAUGUGGAAGGUCUGUCAUGGUAUCUCAACGGUACCAGAUUCACGCAUGAGCCCCUUGGAAAGGAAGAGAAGCUGGUGGUGACCGAGGACAAAGUGGUGAAGCAUGCGGAUGAGGGCGUGCAGAAGGGAGAGAUUGCUGAGGAGUUUCGAGUCCCGGAUGGGAUACCUACUACUUGA
Messenger RNA from Exophiala xenobiotica, 2071 nucleotides. RefSeq lists its product as uncharacterized. Bases 218 to 2071 code for a protein of 617 amino acids. The transcript has 4 exons. The record is from RefSeq and is a predicted model, not a curated record. NCBI's taxonomy places the organism in Eukaryota, Fungi, Ascomycota, Eurotiomycetes, Chaetothyriales, Herpotrichiellaceae. Gene Ontology annotation, molecular function: NADP binding; N,N-dimethylaniline monooxygenase activity; flavin adenine dinucleotide binding.